UUCCCUGCGCGGCGGCCUCGCUUCCGGCGGGCUGCGUGCGCGCCGCGGGCGCUGGGUGUUUCUCCUGCGUGGUUGUGCCGCCCGCCUCGACCUGGUUUUCGCCGCCGCCGGAGUUUGAGGUUCCCGCCAGGUCCUGGCUGCGGCGGGAAGCAAUGCUUCCCGGCCCGCUUCGGCUUUGAUGCGAGAGGAGCAUCCUAGACCCCUUUGCGCGUUCUGAAGGCGCCGAGCCGGGGCAGCCAUGUCUACGGGGUUCUCCUUCGGGACCGGCACGCUAGGUUCCACCACCGUAGCCGCCGGCGGGACUGGCACAGGCGGCGGUUUCUCCUUCGGAACAGGGGCGUCUAGCAACCCUUCUGUGGGCCUCAAUUUUGGAACCCUUGGAAGCACCUCGACUCCAGCAACUACAUCUGCUCCUUCAGGUGGUUUUGGAACUGGGCUCUUUGGAUCUAAGCCUGCCACUGGAUUCACUCUAGGAGGAACAAAUACAGGAACUCCAGCCACUACAUCUGCAUCUACAACAGGUUUCAGUUUAGGAUUCAGUAAACCUGCAGCAUCUGCCACACCAUUUGCUUUGCCUAUUACUUCUACCUCAGCUAGUGGUCUUACCCUUUCAUCUGCUCUGACAUCAACUCCAGCAGCAUCCACAGGAUUUACUCUCAAUAAUUUGGGUGGAACGACAGCCACAACUACUGCGUCAGCAGGCCUUUCUUUAGGGGGAGCCUUAGCUGGUUUGGGAGGUUCGCUUUUCCAGAGUACAAGCACGGCAACAUCAGGUCUUGGACAGAAUGCUUUAAGCUUGGCUUUGGGAACCACAGCAGCUACUUCAACUACAGGCAAUGAAGGCCUUGGUGGUAUAGAUUUUAGUAGUUCAUCAGAUAAAAAGAGUGAUAAAACGGGAACAAGACCAGAGGACAGUAAAGCCCUGAAGGAUGAAAAUCUACCUCCUGUCAUCUGCCAGGAUGUUGAAAAUCUCCAGAAAUUUGUGAAGGAACAAAAACAGGUCCAAGAAGAAAUUAGUAGAAUGUCUUCAAAAGCAAUGCUUAAAGUACAAGAAGAUAUUAAAGCUCUAAAGCAGCUUCUGUCAUUGGCUGCCAGUGGAUUACAGAGAAACACUCUCAAUAUUGACAAAUUGAAAAUAGAAACUGCUCAGGAGUUAAAGAAUGCUGAAAUAGCUUUAAGAACCCAGAAAACACCACCUGGACUCCAACAUGAAAAUGCAGCUCCUGCUGACUACUUCAGAAUCUUGGUUCAGCAGUUUGAGGUACAGCUUCAGCAAUACAGACAGCAGAUUGAAGAACUAGAAAACCAUCUUGCCACUCAAGCAAAUAAUUCACACAUAGCUCCUCAAGAUUUGUCAAUGGCUAUGCAGAAAAUUUAUCAGACAUUUGUAGCUUUAGCUGCACAACUUCAGUCUAUUCAUGAAAAUGUGAAGGUGCUCAAGGAACAGUACCUUGGCUACAGAAAGAUGUUCUUGGGGGAUGCUGUAGAUGUGUUUGAAGCCAGGCGAGCAGAAGUCAAGAAGUGGCAGAAUGCCCCCCGAGUUACUACUGGACCCACCCCUUUCAGCACCAUUCCAAAUGCAGCAGCUGUAGCCAUGGCUGCAACACUUACACAGCAGCAACAGCCUGCUACAGGGCCACAGCCAUCUCUGGGAGUUAGUUUUGGAACGCCAUUCGGCUCAGGUAUUGGCACUGGCUUGCAAUCAAGUGGCUUAGGUUCUUCAAACCUUGGAGGAUUUGGAACUAGCUCUGGUUUUGGAUGCAGCACCACAGGGGCCUCCACAUUUGGAUUUGGAACAACAAAUAAACCCUCAGGAAGUCUUAGUGCAGGCUUUGGCAGCUCAAGUACAUCUGGGUUUAACUUCAGCAAUCCUGGCAUCACGGCAUCAGCUGGUUUGACAUUUGGGGUGUCCAAUCCUGCCUCUGCAGGUUUUGGAACAGGAGGACAACUCCUUCAGUUGAAGAAACCUCCAGCUGGAAACAAAAGAGGAAAAAGAUAAACAUAUGGGUAGAUGCGUUUAGAGAAUCCAUUGCACCGUCAUUUAUUCUGAGUCUAUUUUUCUAAAAUUGAUGCAGUAAUUUAAUUACAUCCCAAGAUAUUUCUAAAGUUUUGAUAUUUUUCCCUACUCUGGAAUUUUAACUUUGUUCUGAUUUGCCCUGUUAAACUUUUUUCUUGUGAAUUUGAAACCCAGUUGUAUAUUUUUCUUUAUUUUGAUUCUCAGUAUACGAAAUGUUCUGAUUACAUCGCUGGUUAGUAAAACCUAUUUAACCUAGUGUUAAUAGCAAUGUUUUUGUUGAUACAGUUUACAUUAUGUGAAUAUAUGCACAUGUGUUUCUUAUAUAGGUGGUAUGAACUCUAGGACCGGAUCAGUUGGUUUCUUGAUAAAGGUCUUUUGAACUACACUGCAGGGCAUCUUGUGAAUAUGUACAUAAAUCUAUACAGAAUACACACAAUUGUGUGUGUGCAUAUAAAAUAUAUAUUUACAGACCUACAACUUUUGCCUCAGACUGUUCCCCUUUUCUAAGGGUAUUCCAUUUUUCACCUUUGCAGCUUCAAAUUCUCAGUGCUUGUAGAAUGAUGAGCUAGAGGUAUCAGGUCAUUGCAGUUAUUUGCUUAAAGACUUAAUGAAAUGGUUAUUGUUGUAAAUAUUUGACCUACUCAACUUCAUUGCCCCUAGUCUUUUCCAUACUCAUUUCCCACCUUAACCUUUAACAGCUACUCUAGAUGAGGCAUGCUGUAAAAUUUGUUGAACAUAUUUUAACAGAUUUUAUUAUCCUAUAUCUUCUCAUAUUGCUAUAUGAGAUGUUUUUUCAUAUCUGAAAUGAACCUUCAAGAGCAUAUUUGAACUCCAGACUGGUGUUCUGGGAGCAAAGAGCUAUUAAGCCAAAUUGAUUCUAUGCAGGUGAAGGAUGCACUAUGAUUUUAGUGGCAACUUUUCUAGCUAUUCCAAUACAGAGUUCUUUCCUAUAGGGCUAUUGACAUUGACACCAAAUGGAGUGGCUCAUCAGCCUCUUAAUGUCUUAAGUAAGUGCUUAAUUUGGAAUAGAGAAACAAUAUAUUUUAAGGAAAAAAAAGUAUUCUUUGUAGCAACUAUAAACUAUCCCCUGUUUUAACAGCUCCAGGUAAUAACACAUAGGCGUAUCAGAUUGCAUCUGUGUAAUAUUUGUCUAUAUUAGUACUAGUGACAUAGAGUGGGUGAAAUGAGAGCCCUUGGAAAGAGAAUGGCCUUAGCCAUGAUUUCAGACAGAAACCAUUAGGUAGACCUAUGUAGCUGUCAAUUACAGUUUUCAGACGGGAUGUAAACAUGGAAUUUCAUUGAAAAUAAUUUAAUUUUUUAUAUAGAAGGUUUUGUACAUACUGUGCAUCAAGCGAAUAUUUUCAGAAGCAUUUCACCGAGGUACCUUUUUUUCUAAAAUAGAUAUUGCAUAAAUGUGUGGGUAUACACACAUGCAUGCACACACAAACACACACACUUUUAGUAUAAUGUUGGGUUUGAUUAUAAAAGUGUUGUCAAGUCUGUUUUAUUUAUCCACAUAUAGCAACGAUUGGCUUUUUGGAAUUUAAAUUUUUUCACCUUGAUGCAUUAAAAUAAGGAAAAUGCUUUGUUUCUAAGCUCUAAUAAAUGCUUUGUUUUUAUUUUUGCACACUUCUCUAAUACUGCAGUCCCUAAAACCAGGUUUUGGGGGCAGUUAGGAAAAUGUGAUUUUGUGUUUUCAAUUACUGUCAGAAUUAAAUAUGCAAUUAGAACAAACUUUUUUUAAAAGGAUAUUGCGUUUUACUGCAAAAAUCUGAAUAUUUACAUUUCUUGUUUUUUUUCUUUAUAUAUUUUACAUUUUAAUGUGCUGAACCACUGGAAAUUUGUAACAGAUCAGUUUAUGAUAGGAGUUUAAACAUGUCAUUGUCUCCAUUGUCUUCACUUUGUCCAGAGCCUGUCACUGAGUAAACAAUAAAAUUUAUUGUGUCAGUUGCUUUGAAUCUUUGCAGGUGUUAGUAGUUCUUAAUAUGUAAUUUUUUCAUUGUUGCUCUUUUAUUCUCUUUGGUCAUUUUUUAGCGUUUUCACAGAAUUGUAAUCUUGCCUUAAAAAUGUACUAAUAAAGACUGAAUACAGAAAGUAA
Myotis daubentonii (Daubenton's bat) is the source of this 4115-nucleotide messenger RNA. RefSeq names its product nucleoporin 58 (gene NUP58). Gene Ontology annotation, biological process: nucleocytoplasmic transport. Gene Ontology annotation, cellular component: nuclear pore. Lineage: Eukaryota; Metazoa; Chordata; Mammalia; Chiroptera; Vespertilionidae. The record is from RefSeq and is a predicted model, not a curated record. Gene Ontology annotation, molecular function: structural constituent of nuclear pore.